AUGUACGUCAAACAGAUUUUUCUGAUCGCCUCGGCGUUGAGCUCGCAACUCGUCUCUGCAAAUUGUAUCCACGGUACAUCGUUCCACAAACGCGAGGAACUUCCAGGCGGAAAAGUUGCAGUUUCCAAUUUUGGAUAUACCGGGCUCGUAGGCCCCUUGGGCUGGGCGGGGAUUGCAGCUGAGAAUUCGGCUUGCGUGACUUCGACCGUGCAAUCUCCAAUCAACAUUGACGAUACAAUAUCAUUGGCGACAGAGGCCCCUGUGAUUACAAUUGCUUCAGUCGAGGCGGCAGAGUUUGAAAACUUAGGGACCACGAUUGAGGUAGUUGUUAAUGGCACUACAACCUUUGCUGGGAAGGAAUUUUCUCUUAAACAGUUCCAUUUCCAUACACCAAGCGAGCACAGAAUCGCUGAGGAGUACUUCCCAUUGGAGAUUCACAUGGUGCAUGAAGCAGCUGAUGGCUCUGGCGGAAUUGCAGUACUGGCAGUAACCUUCCAGCUCACAGAAGAUGGCACAACGACUGAGCUUCUAACAGCCGUCACCGAGAAGAUUGCCGAAAUUGCUGUUCCUGGUAGCAUUACAGAAACUGGACCCCUCGACUUCGCACCUCUCAUUGACCACCUCCAAACCACACCUUUGUUCCAAUACACUGGUUCCCUCACCACUCCCCCAUGUGCUGAAGGGUUGACAUUCUUGGUCACUGAGCAAGCCCUACCAUUGGACGUCAAGACAUUCAAUGCUAUCAAGAGCGUUGUUAAGUUCAACGCUCGUUAUACCCAAAACACCCUCGGGCAGGAGAACUUGGUCGCUGUUGGAUCCACCCUUCUCAGUGGUGUCGCUGCUCCAGUUGGAAGUGCUCCAGCUGAAUCCGUUGCUGUCACUGAAGAUACCGCUAUGACAACUUCAGCUGCUGCAUCUGCCGCUACCUCAGGCACCACCACCGCCACGGCUGAGGCUUCUGUCUCCGCCUCUGCCUCGGCCUCUGCUACCACUUCUACUACCGCUUCCGCCGCAGUCUCUGCUUCUGCGCCUGCUUCUGCUUCUAGCACCGCUACUGCUACCGCGGAGGCAUCGUCUGUUGCGGCGAGCGAGAGUUCUUCUGCGGCUGCAACUGCUACUGGAGAUGCGGUUGAGGAGCUUGUUUGUCUCUUUGGGUCCUGCAACGUCCGCACUGCUUCCUCGUAA
Morchella sextelata is the source of this 1185-nucleotide messenger RNA. RefSeq lists its product as uncharacterized. NCBI's taxonomy places the organism in Eukaryota, Fungi, Ascomycota, Pezizomycetes, Pezizales, Morchellaceae. The coding region runs from base 1 to 1185 and encodes 394 amino acids. The transcript is spliced from 3 exons. The record is from RefSeq and is a predicted model, not a curated record. Gene Ontology annotation, molecular function: carbonate dehydratase activity; zinc ion binding.